AUGAUUAUGUAUCGGGACCUCAUCGGACGCAAUGAGAUGUUCUCCGACAUUUACAAGACCCCGGAGAUGGCGGGGUUGCUGUGCCUGGAGGCGGAGGGCAGGAUGGUCAGUAGAGCAGAGAGUAACACUGAUGAGUCGCUCAUUGGUGGAAAUGCCUCCGAUGAAGGCCCGGAGGGCAAAGGUACCCAAAGCCCGGUAUUCACUGGUGUUGAUAUUGUUAGGAACCAUCACAUGCAGGAAACCAGCUUCACAAAAGAGGCCUACAAGGAGCACAUCAAAGAUUAUAUGAAAUCAAUCAAAGGCAUACUUGAAGAACAAAGGCCAGAAAGAGUAAAACCCUUAAUGACAGGGGCUAUAGAACAAAUCAAGUACAUCCUUACUAAUUUCAAAAACUAUCAGUUGUGUGUGUGUAUGUGUGUGUGUGUGAACAUGAACCCAGAUGGCAUGGCUGCUCUCCUGGACUAUGGUGAGGAUGGUGUGACCCCAUUUAUGACAUUCUUUAAGGAUGGUUUAGAAAUGAAAAAAUGUUAA
Molecule: messenger RNA, 531 nt
Organism: Fukomys damarensis (Damara mole-rat)
Lineage: Eukaryota; Metazoa; Chordata; Mammalia; Rodentia; Bathyergidae
Product: translationally-controlled tumor protein-like
Exons: 2
Coding region: 1-531 (176 amino acids)
Cellular component (GO): cytoplasm
Molecular function (GO): calcium ion binding
Source: RefSeq, a predicted model, not a curated record